GUCCACAAUAGAUGGUGAAUGAGAUGUCCGUUUGGUCUUGACUCCCACAACCGCCUAUAUCUUGAACCACAGACCCAUUCUCGUUCUUCAUCUCCGACUUUCCCACGCAACUGCACUCUCGGUCUUCACCUCCGACCUUAUCCUCGGUCUUGUUCGACGUUCCUACAACAUCCUGACGGAACCAAACCAGCAAUAGAUCCUCCUAUCAAAAGCCGUCAGUAUGUCUGCUGUCGCGACUCCGAUAUUCUGCUGUGGCGCAGCAUCUCCAGUCGUUACCGCCUCCAGCAGAAAGCUUCACUAUGAUCCGAAUCGAGAGCUACAUGAGACGAUAUUUCGCUCAUUCAUCGCCUUCGCUAUCCGCCAACACCAAGAAGCAGACCGUCAAGAGAAAGCCAGCAUUCAAGCUCAAGAACUUCUUCAACUGCUUAUGAGUGCUCUCAAUCCAGACUCCAGACUCUCAACUCCACAGUCCUUCGAUUCCACUCCUGUUUCACGCUCCCCGGUUUCUGGAGCCAUGUUUGCCCCGACGCCACCAUUCCAACAGUCUGGUCUGGUUUCUGCACUUGCGACGACGCAACAACAAGCACCUCCGGCACCAGUCCUCACUGAGGAAGCCCUCAAGGACAACCCUCUGGCCUCAAACCCCCCAUAUGCGAUUCACCUCACUUCCCGUCACGAUUUCGGCCCUGUCUAUUCGCAUCGUUACUUCGUCUGUCCCGAUGAUUUGUCGCAUGACUGGGUAGAGGCUUCACAGGCACAGUGGUUUGCAAAAGGAGCAGACUUCACCAUGAAGGCUGAGAAGUGGGAUCUGAAGUGCACAAAGGAUUCUCGGUUUUUUCGAUUGACUUUGAGGCCAAACUUGCGGUUGAGAGGAUGUUAUUCUGCACCAACACGCACAACUGCCGCAAAGCAUGUUGCAUAUCAAGUGGUCGGUAACCGAACAGGAGUUUAUGAAGGAGAUCAAGCUGCAUAUCCAAUAGUCGAUAACGGAUCAGGAGUUCUUGGAGGUCAUGCUGCAUAUCCAAUGGCUGGUAACGGAACAGGAGUUCCUGAAGAAGCUCAAGCUGCAUAUCUAAUGGCCGGUAAUGGAACAGGAUUUCACAAUAGAGGUUAUGUUGCAUAUUCCAUGAUCGGUAGCAGGGCAGGAUUUCUUGGAGGAGGGGUUGUGAUGCCACAACCGGUAUCAAACUUGGAUAUGGAGCAGGCCUCGUCUUCGGCAGUUGAGUGUGGCGGUGAGGAUGUCUUAUACGACAAUGUGAAACGAUACUGGUGAUGCUGGGGUCAAAAGAGUGAUUCGAAGCAAGGACGUGCAAGCUUGUAUGAUAAGUGUGUGGCUUGAGCAAUUGGCUUUUAGUUUGAGGCUGUCUGUUAACCGGAUAUUUUGGAGGCGUUGACUUGUUCUGCGAUCCUUAUGAACAUUGGUUUUGAGAUAUCACAGCUAUACCCUCCUUUGUGGGGGCUGCUCAGAUAUCAAUGCGGCGAACUUUGCAUCACAUUCUUUCAGUAUCAACAUUGAAAAGCUUCUUCAGCAUUGUCCACAUGAGAUCCGAGUGAGAAACUGACGCUUUGCAAACGUGAACAUGAAAUACAUCAAAAGACUAACACAUCCUGCAGCAUUGUCUCAGCCCGGCUAGGACUCUAACUUCAGAAGCUUAACCUCGUCUUUAUUCAAGAAGAGACUGACCAAACACUCGUUUGUCCAUAGUUCAUUAAUAUCAAUCAAAAUCACCGACAGAUGCGGGCAAAUGCGAGCAUAGAAAU
Molecule: messenger RNA, 1761 nt
Organism: Mollisia scopiformis
Lineage: Eukaryota; Fungi; Ascomycota; Leotiomycetes; Helotiales; Mollisiaceae
Exons: 1
Coding region: 221-1273 (350 amino acids)
Source: RefSeq, a predicted model, not a curated record